UUCUAUUACAUCAAUUAAAGUCAGCGCGCAUUCGACUUGUGUUAUUAGUUGUAGAAUAGGAAACGGGAACGGACGAACUAUUGUUAUUCUAGAGUUUUUGUUGGUGAAUUCUGGUGAUAAAUAAAUAAUGGACGUAUCUAGUUACAGACAGACAACUACAAUCGAACCUGCCCAAACACAAAAAACAACACAGGAAGAAGUAAAGGCUCCUAAAACAUUGCGAAAUGCUAAGUCGUGUGGGACGCAGUACAUUAAAUAUUUGAGGAAAAACAUUCCAACUGUUUCGGACUUCAAGCAAUACUCAGCAGUUCUUAUAUGUGGUCUGUCGCUAUGGAUGACGUCAUGGUUUAUUUUCGAGGAUUUAGUAUUCCCUGGUGGAUACAUCUUCGACAUGACCGCAUUGGUAGUCAUAGGAUAUCUCUUUGGCCAUAUGUUACAAAAAUACACAUCUAUAAACGCGGUAGUUGGCAUGACUCUCGUUGGAGCCCUGGCGAGGAAUUUAGUUCCUAUAAAUUUCAUAGAAAACCCAAUGGCAUAUUCAGUUGACUAUCAUCUAAGGAGAAUUUAUCCGGUAAUUAUUUUAACAAAAGGCCCACUCUCCUGGAACUGGGAAUAUAUUAAACAGAAUUCAGUAAAAGUUUUCUCAUUGGCAACAAUGCCCUGGAUCAUCGAGUGUUUGUCGACGGCGUUCUUCACAUUUAUUUUUCUCGAGUUCCCUUGGUACUGGGGAUUACACUUGGGAGCGAUAUUAUCAUCUGUAUCGCCAGCAGUCGUGGUGCCAACAUUGGUCGAACUCGAUGCUCGUGGCUUUGGAACUAAAAAUAAAAUAGCACAUUUAGUCGGAAACGCUGGCGGUCUCGAUACAGCUUUUACUGAGGGAAUGUUCGGAGUUAUCAACAGCGCAAUAUUUUAUCAAUCCGCCCCCGAGUAUCGGAUAGUGAAGGCUUUACUGGCGAUAUUUGUUGGGAUCGGCCUGGGAGUCGUCUGGGGAUUCCUCGCUGAUAUUCUACCGGAACAUAACGAUAUUUAUGCACCUACAAUACGAAGCCUUCAUAUUUUCAGCGGUGGAAUUCUCAUCACUUUCGCAGCAUCAUAUUUUGGAUGGGGAGGAACUUCUGGAGUUAGUAUAAUGGUGUGUUCGGCCGCAGCAGCGACGCGUUGGUCACGGAGGGGUUGGGCCAUAAACAAGAACCCGGUCUCCGAAGUCUAUAAAUUACUCUGGACCUUGUUUGAACCAAUGCUGUUUACCCUUAGCGGUUACUUCCUUGAGGUCAAACAAAUAAGUGCAAUAGAGUUUGGAUAUAUUUUGGCCUGUAUAUUCUCAGCAUUAUUACUUCGUUUAUUAACAGCCUUCCUCAUAGCAUUAGCUAACGAAUUAUCAGUCAAAGAGAGUAUAUUUAUAGCAAUAACUUGGAUACCAAAAGCUAUUGUUGAGGCUGUUCUAGUGAGGGUGGCGACAGAUUCAUUAUGGCAAGAAGGUGCUACAGAUCAAGACAGAAAGAUAGCGGCACAACACUCAAAUAUAAUAGUUAUUUCGAUACUGAUAACGUCUACAAUCGGAUCACUUCUGACAACAUUAACGGGACCAUUGUUACUGUCGGAGUCAAAAGUCAGUGCUGAUGGCUUACAGACAACACAAAGCCCAGGAGCGUUACCGGAAUCGCAGUACAAUAGAUGUGACGUCACAAAACCACCAAACAAAAGAGCUUCAGUACAAUUUAUAGAUAUGAAAUAAAUUAUUUAUUUAUGCAGAAAAAA
Messenger RNA from Leptidea sinapis, 1758 nucleotides. RefSeq names its product sodium/hydrogen exchanger 9B2-like. Gene Ontology annotation, biological process: proton transmembrane transport. The coding region runs from base 128 to 1735 and encodes 535 amino acids. NCBI's taxonomy places the organism in Eukaryota, Metazoa, Arthropoda, Insecta, Lepidoptera, Pieridae. The record is from RefSeq and is a predicted model, not a curated record. Gene Ontology annotation, molecular function: antiporter activity. Gene Ontology annotation, cellular component: membrane. The transcript is spliced from 11 exons.